UCCUGAGUCUACACCCGCUGAGCGCCCGCUGGCACCUGCGGGUCGGGGUGUCCCGAAGGUCGGGGCCAGGGAGGGCCAUGAGUUCUCUGCCCCUGGUCGUGGCCACCAGCCUGCUGCGGUGUUGGUUCCUGGCCCUGAGCACGUUUGUGGUACCCACACCAGCCCAGUUGCAAGUCAACAUGGGCCUGGAGGAGAAGCAGGUGGUGGAAGGUUCCGACUUGGUGAUUCCUGCUUGGUACUCAGUCAUGCCAGAGGAGUCCGGGGAGUCCUGGGAGGUGCUCUCAGCCAUCUGGUACCUGCAGCACGUAGGGAAGGAGCCUGAACAGGUGCUGGCCUAUAUUCGGGGCACCACAGUUAACAAGGAUCAACGAGUGGCCCUGGUCUACGCCAUGCCCAACCAGAACGUGUCUCUGCAGCUGCGGGGGCUCCAGGAAAAAGACUCGGGUUCCUACUUCUGCUCUGUGAAUGUGAAAAACCGGGCAAGCAUGAGGGCAGAGCAUGCCACAAGCCACCCUAUGGAGCUCAAUGUGCUGGUUCCUCCAGCGCCUCCAUCCUGCCAUGUCAUGGGCACCCCCCAUGAGGGGACCAAUGUGACCCUGAGCUGCAAAACCCCGAGGAGUAAGCCAGCUGGUGUGUACGAGUGGAAGCGGUUACCCCCGAACGCCGAGGUUUUCUUUCCACCAAUCGUAGAUACCUUCAAGGGGUUCUUGAACCUCACCAACCUGUCCUCGUCCAUGUCCGGAGUCUACACCUGCAAAGUCCACAACGAGGUGGGCAGCAGUUCGUGCAAUGUGACCCUGGAAGUGAGCACAGGGCCUAGGUCUACGGUGGUGGCUGGGGCCAUUGUGGGCACCCUGCUGGGGUUGGCCCUGCUGGCUGCGCUAGUCUUUCUGUUCCGCCGCCGUGCCCAGAACAAGGGUGUGGAAGAGUCAGCCAACGACAUCAAGGAGGAUGCCAUGGCGCCUCGGACCCUGCCCUGGUCCAAGGCAGGGUCAGACACCAUCUCCAAGAACGGGACCCUGUCUUCAGUCACGUCUGCUCGUGCCCUCCGCUCAACCCCAGGCCCUUCCAGGCAGGGGGCCAUGACCCCCACACCCAGCCUCUCCAGCCAGGCCCUGUCCUCACCCAAGCUGCCAAGCACAAAUGAGGCCCACCAGCAGCCGGCAGCCCCCCCAGGCAGCAUGUCUUCCUCAGCACUCAGCCGCAUGGGCGCAGUCCCUGUCAUGGUGCCUGCCCAGAGCCAGGCUGGGUCUCUGGUAUGAGUCUGGCUGGGCCCCUGGGGCCACAUGUCAUCUCUGUCCUUCCUUUCUGGAUCCCUGAGUCUUGAGAGGAGGGGGCCACCUUCCAGACCCCCAGUUUUUUGGCCCUGACUUGUUUUCCAAGUGGAAACUGAGUCUAGGAGGUGGGAGAAGGGCCUGGAAGGAAAUAGCUCUUCCUUCCCUCCUGAGACAGCUACUGAGAUUCAAGACUGGAGACCUCAUGACAAUGAACCCUCCAGGCCCCUGAACCCCCAACCACUAACACCAUUCCCCCCCCCCCCAACCCUGUGUACUGGGAACCUGUCCUGCUGGUUUGGUUGGGUUUGGUUGGGGCAGGGACUCUAUUUUUAAAACUAACUUGAAAUGUGUGUUUUGGGUUUUGUUUUGCAAGUUUCAAUAAAGAUCCACUGUGUGUGUAUGGGAA
Messenger RNA from Suncus etruscus (white-toothed pygmy shrew), 1683 nucleotides. It is a transcript of the gene ESAM, whose product is annotated as endothelial cell adhesion molecule. The coding region runs from base 78 to 1262 and encodes 394 amino acids. Gene Ontology annotation, molecular function: cell-cell adhesion mediator activity. The record is from RefSeq and is a predicted model, not a curated record. The transcript is spliced from 7 exons. Gene Ontology annotation, cellular component: adherens junction; plasma membrane. Gene Ontology annotation, biological process: homophilic cell-cell adhesion. Lineage: Eukaryota; Metazoa; Chordata; Mammalia; Eulipotyphla; Soricidae.